AAUGACUAGUCCGUGGAGACGGGCAAUCUCUUGCGGAGGUUGGCUGAAUACGCGCAAGGUGUAUUUUCGUAUUGUCGGAUAAGCGCCAGGCAGAUACCGUCGCAACACGCUGGGAUAUCACACGCCUCGCUUGAACGAGUGAUGAAAACGCCGCACCGCAGUUAAAGCCGCGCCAGCCCACCACGUGAAUCGCCGCGCACGGCCGCGAACGGUGCGCUCGCCCGCCUGGGUACUUCCGGAAAAAAAUACGGCGCCUCGCAGAAAUACGAGAUCAUGGCGGUGCCCAACACCGGUGUAGUCGUGCCCCGGAACUUUCGUCUCUUGGAAGAGUUGGAGCAAGGGCAGAAAGGUGUGGGUGAUGGCACCAUCAGUUGGGGCCUGGAGAACGACGAUGACAUGACCCUCACGCACUGGACGGGUAUGAUAAUUGGACCGCCUAGGACGCCUUAUGAAAAUAGGAUGUAUAGUUUAAAAAUUGACUGCGGUCAAAGAUAUCCAGACGAUGCCCCUAAUGUUAGAUUUUUAAGCAGAAUCAAUAUGAAUUGCAUUAACAGUGCUACUGGAGCUGUGGAUAAUCGCAGUGUACCAGUUCUCGCAAAGUGGCAGCGAGAAUACACAAUUAAGACAGUUCUUCAGGAGCUUCGUCGUCUGAUGACGUUGAAGGAAAAUAUGAAACUUUCUCAGCCUCCGGAGGGCAGCACUUUUUAGCCUAACCAUAUGAACAGAGACAUCUUCCUUUUUGCAAUAGCAUGAGGCGAGAUCUAAUUGAAGGUACCAAAUAAUAUUAAAUGGGUGCCCGCUGAAGAUGUAUGUUUAAAAAAACAAAAAAAAUAAAGAAAAAACAGCUUUGUGUGAAAGGAGGGAGGAGGUAAUAGCUUGGAAAGUUGAAUGAGUGUACUGAAUUUAUGCAUAGGCUAGAUAGAGAAAUUAACAGUUUUGUUUGACAAAACAAAGCUGAUUCAUCGGAAUUUUGCAAUGAAAGAAAGAAUUUAGCGUCCCCUACGGAUAUUUCCCAAUACUUCGUUUUGCAUAUACAUUUUUAAACGGUUUUGAGAACAGUUUGAACAUUUUUUUUUUUCAAUAUAGUUCGGAACGUAGCAAUGAAAGAACUUGUUUUUGAUCAAUUCUCUCAUUAGACUAUCAGCUAAGUUCUCAAAUGUAUGAAAGAAAAAAUGUUCAAACCGUAGUGAAACUGAGUAUACGUUAAUUAAUAUUUAUGCACGGAUUGCAUGUAAACAACGCGAAUUGAUCCAAGGAAACUUCGCUCCAGCUUUUCAAGCUAGUACGAUGUAAAGCAAACAAAAAAUCAUAUUUUGAAUCUUAAAACUUGAAACAGACUGUAAGAAAAACGAGCUAAUCAGUAAGAAUAACUUAUGCCUUCGAAGUUUUUUAAACGAGAGAAGGGUAACGCCUGUGUAUUGUGCACCGUUUUAAGACUUUUUUUUCCGUUUGCGCGUAAGUGCCAUUUCAUCUCUUGCGGAGGUGUCUCACUCUCUCAGUGCUGUUGUAGAAAAAAAGAAAUGAACAAUAAUUGUAAAUUCCGGACCGUAAAUUUAUACAUUCAUUUUACGUUUUCUGUGCUGCGUACUAUUUCAAAUAAUGCGAGAACAACUAACGAUCUUUCGACAAAGUUAAAUAAACAACGUGUACGCGUUGCGCGCAUUCGGUUGAGAAAUUUAAUUCUAAAAACGGCCUGUCGCAUCGUACGAUUUAUGUUUCAUAAUCGAUGAACGUCGCUCUGUAACCGACGGAUAAGCGACAAUUUGAUUUAUAAUAAUCCUGUAUGACGAAUGUGGUAUAUCAUGCUGCAUGGUGAGGUACAUCAGUGUAUGAAGCAUCGUGGAUGAACAACUUUUAGUUGCUAUCUAUGUAUUUGAACAUACAUAAGAGCCGAAAGUACAACGCGUGUACUUGGAUCGUGUCCAUUAAAAUGCAAGGGGAUCACUGCGUGAACAAUGCUCAUGUUCGAUCCAGGCUUCAUAAUUGAUGUAUCAUUAUUAUAUAUUUUUAUUAUUAUAAUUAUAAUUAUUAAUGAGUCAUACUUAAUUCUUAACACACCGUGUAAAGUAUACAAGCUGCGUAUUAAUUGUUACAAAAUCAGGUUUAUCUCACUCCUUAGUGCAAUUACAAUGAUAAAUUAUGUGGAUCAUAUUAUUACUGAAAGUGAUAUCGAGUUGUAUGCAGCCUGUUAAUGAUUUCCGAUAUCGAAAACGACGUGUUUGUUACGUUCGCCCCACGCUCCUACACACACGCGCGCGCGCGCGCACACACACAUACACACAUACACAGUAAGAGAAUAAUUAUAAGUUAUUUCAAUGUCAUUUGAGGAUUGUCGUUCGAUUGAUCGAAAGGAUGUCUUUAUUCAUAGACUAAAGUCAGUUUCACCAAAGUAGAUUUUGAAAUAUCUCCACGUUUCUUGUGUAAUGUAAAAAGAAAUUUUUCGAUUGCCCGGAAUGGAAUAUACAUACAUACCUCUUUGUCAGCUUUGCAUUUCAGUAUUACACUAUGGGUAUGUAAUAGUGUAAUUUAAAUCAUCCUAUUGAAGGAAUAACAAGUUAUAACUCCAUGUGGACGAAAUCAAGCUUAAGGAGAAUAAAAUGAUUUCCUUAGAAA
Molecule: messenger RNA, 2613 nt
Organism: Dinoponera quadriceps
Lineage: Eukaryota; Metazoa; Arthropoda; Insecta; Hymenoptera; Formicidae
Gene: Uev1A
Product: ubiquitin-conjugating enzyme E2 variant 2
Exons: 4
Coding region: 274-708 (144 amino acids)
Biological process (GO): DNA damage tolerance; protein K63-linked ubiquitination
Cellular component (GO): nucleus
Source: RefSeq, a predicted model, not a curated record